Fusarium pseudograminearum CS3096 is the source of this 594-nucleotide messenger RNA. RefSeq lists its product as uncharacterized. Lineage: Eukaryota; Fungi; Ascomycota; Sordariomycetes; Hypocreales; Nectriaceae. Bases 1 to 594 code for a protein of 197 amino acids. The transcript is spliced from 4 exons. The record is from RefSeq and is a predicted model, not a curated record.
AUGACCUCGUCACAAUUGGGCAUCGACGAAUCAGAGAACACCUACAAUCAUCUAAAGACGGACUGGGAUGAGAGUCUCGGUCAGGCGACGUCCAAGGUCAAAAAGACUCCAGGUCAGUACAUCCAUCACAAGGAGGCAUCCAGGCCACUCGUCUACCUGAUACUCAAAUUCCAGGCAUCACUGAUCCAAGUCCAACUUCUCCUACGCUUUCACAUGUUAUCAACCACACAAAAUGGCCAAGACUCAUCCGCGGCGAUACAAGAUCCCGUGGUUCCAUUCACGGUGCAAUACUCACUCCUUCCAUCUGACACCAACCUCGCCAUCACCUCCAUUCCCCUCAUCGAAUCAUCGCACCAAAACCAACCUCUUCAAAUAUCUGAUACCAAGUCCCACCAAGGCAUGUCCAUACAUCGGCUCGCAAACCCGGUAUCCCCUAAACCCCUGGCUUACACCUCCCUCGCCACCGUGAAUCACAGAUACUCUACGAAAUCGUAUUGGCUCGUGCAGCCGCCUUGCAGUUCACUCAGAUACGCGAUAUCCAUGGGCUCCCUCUUGCGCACUGCUGCCUAUAACAAGUCCAUACUCCUUGCGUAA